AGGAGUGUAGUGUUGACAUGCGACAGUUGGUGCCAGUGACAUGUAGUUAUCAGUAUAACUAUGGUCAUUCAUUGAGUCUCUGAUGAUAAUAUUUUUUCUUUUUUUUUCUAACAUAAACUUAACAUAAACAUUAACGCAAACCAAACAUUGUCGCAAAGGAAAAUAGAUAUAAAACGGCUGAACUCAGAUGAUUUUGCAGUGUCAUAUCAAUAACAGUCAUGAUGGAUGAGAAAUGGGGAUUGUUUACCUUUUCAACCUGUAAGGAUUUUUGAUUAAAAUAAGCUGAUGUCCAGGCUAAACGUCACCGUGGAGGAUGAGGAGAAGGAGAGAUGCCCAGCUGCUGCUGCCAGUGACACCCCACACUCCUUACCUCAGAGACUGGAUUUGGAAGCAUCCGUCUUCACUAUGGAGACAAGCCCCUCCCCUUCUAGCAAUGGGGCAAACCUCCUGUCGUUGCCUUGGGAGAUAGUUACCCAGAUAGCCUCACAUCUCCCAGCACAGUGUGUCAUUAAUGUGCUGCCACAGGUAUGUCAGACGUUGGGAAAAGUUGCAGAGGAUCGUGUGAUGUGGCAGCUGAGGGCUCAAAAUCUCUCAGGUCCCAGAGCACUAUUCCCAGUCGGGCCAAAGGAGGAUUUUGAUUGGUCUAAGGCCUGCUUGGAAAUGGAGCAGCUGAUUGGCUGCUGGACAGGGCAGGCGAAUCGAGUGGAUAAGGAAGAAGCAGAGGGUGAGAGACAGGAAGAGGCGGCUGGCGGGGCGAACGGUGAAGUGCCGUUAGCUGAGGGGAACUUGGAAGACAUGCAGCUGGAUGUUGAUAUAAAUGGUGCAGCGGAAGUAGGAGAUGAAAAUGUGCAAGUUCAAUCCCAGAAUGCCCCUGAUAGUCCCCAUCUGAUUGAGUCGUCCUGCACUCCUUCACCCUUGGAGCACAUCAUCCUUCCGUCUGGCCACAUUGCAGAUGUGAAUUGUGUCCUUUUGCUGGGAGGAACAGGGGCGUUGUGCGCCUCCGGCUCUAGGGACAGAAAUGUUAACCUCUGGGACCUUCGAGAGGGCUCCAGAGGCACGUUAACGCAUACUCUAGGGGGGCGUGGUACCAUUAGUACCCACCGGGGCUGGGUGUGGUGCCUGGCGUCGAGCGGACCUCUGCUGGCAUCAGGCUCGUUUGACAGCACCGUGAGGCUCUGGGAUCUUGAAGCCGGAGGAGCAGAACGGGGACUCAUCCAGUGCAAAGCUGCUGUUUUAUGUCUGUCCUGCGAGAGGGAUAUGGUGCUGGCAGGAACACAUGAUCAGAAAUUAAGCAUCUUUGACACCCGUGCUGCAGAUCCAUUGGUGAAGAGCCUUCGUCUCCACGGUGAUGCUGUGUUGUGCCUGGUGUCAGAUGACCAGUACAUUAUAUCAGGCAGUAAAGACCAAACCGUGGCUCUGUUCGACCGCAGGGCGGGGAAGCUCCUGCAGAAAGUUCAGCUGAGCUCCUACCUGUUGUCGGUGUGCUACAGCGGUCGCGAGGUGUGGGCCGGGGAUAACCGCGGACUCGUGCACAGCUUCUCCAUGCACAACAGCCGCCUGACGCCCAUAUCCCACUUUAACAUCCACCGUUCACUGGUCACAGGUGUACACUCUUCUCCUGGCACUCUCUACACAUGCUCCUCUGACCGCACUAUCAAGGUCCACCUCCCAUGUGCUCCACCACAGACACUGUGCACCCUUCACCAUCAGGCAGGAGUUAAUGGGUUAAGUGUUGAAGGAGGAACGCUGGCCAUCGCCUCUGGUGACAUGAAUGUGGAGGUUUGGAGGCCCCGAAUCUGAGAGUUUAAAAAGCAUUUGAAUCCAGGGAACAACAGGAACCGAGCAGUUCUUUAACUCUGUAUUUCUAGCAAUUUACCAAUGCAUUAUACAUUCUUGUGUUGCUCUUAUUGGGGAAAAGAUGAAAGCUGUCUGAUACAUGUUUGUAGAAACAAAAACUUGACAUUCCCAGUUGUCCAUGGAUCUCCAUGAAGGGUUCGCACUACGAUAGCACACUAAACAUUUCAGUGCCUCGUAACAGGAACACCACUACUGUUUUCUUUACAACUUACUUUAUAUUUGUUUCCAGUUUGCUUGUGUGAUCAUUACUUGAAAUUUCAACAAAAUUGAUGUUAACAACAUACUUAGACUGAAGACAUGCAGUGAAUUCUGUAGCACAUCUACAGUAUAAUACAGUGAAGUUAAAUGAGUACAAACAAGAAUCAUUAUAAAUCAGUUUUCAGUAUUUAACUCCCUAGAUAUGUAAACUAGGAAAUCGAUUAUUAAAAACUGGUGUGAUUCAGUUUGUUUACUUGUCACUUAUACAAGUAUACAGUUUAGAAAUGAGGCACCAUGCCUUAAAAUGAAUGCACUGUGAGAGAACACUUCAAGACCAGAACAAAUUACUAGUCUAAUUUAAAAAUGUUGAUAUUUAUGAUUUAUUUAUAAUUACUGCAGACAGUGCUGUGGUAUUGCUCUGUGACUGACUGAAUGUCCUGUGAACAAAAUCUCUUUUAUUGUUUGAUUGCUGAUUGUUUUUGUUUUUUUUAAAGCUUUUUAAAUGUACAAUUUGAUAAUUCAGUUGUAUUUGUCAAGGUGUCAUUUCAACACAAAUAAAAAGGAAGAUUGGUGGUGAUUACAGUA
This is a messenger RNA of Megalobrama amblycephala (Wuchang bream), 2640 nucleotides long. RefSeq names its product F-box and WD repeat domain containing 9 (gene fbxw9). NCBI's taxonomy places the organism in Eukaryota, Metazoa, Chordata, Actinopteri, Cypriniformes, Xenocyprididae. The transcript is spliced from 8 exons. Bases 286 to 1800 code for a protein of 504 amino acids. The record is from RefSeq and is a predicted model, not a curated record. Gene Ontology annotation, molecular function: protein binding. Gene Ontology annotation, cellular component: preribosome, large subunit precursor.